Molecule: messenger RNA, 4742 nt
Organism: Mercenaria mercenaria
Lineage: Eukaryota; Metazoa; Mollusca; Bivalvia; Venerida; Veneridae
Exons: 7
Coding region: 152-2554 (800 amino acids)
Source: RefSeq, a predicted model, not a curated record
AUAGAUUCAACGUAAUAACUACCUGUUUUAUUGUGUUUUUUUUCAAGUUAGUUAUAAUGUUUAAUUAAAGGAUUCGCUUUUAAGCAAAUUUUUUAGUUAAAUGAACGGGUAAUGUUCCAGAUUUGGUACUUGAAAGCGUACUUGAAACAAAAUGUCAGACAACCCAGAGAAGUGUGCAUAUUACUUAAGAAUUGUGAGAUUUACCGUGGAUGCUGGAACAGAAGCUGUGAGAGAACUGUUGUAUUACUACAAGGCAAAGCGUAAUCUAGCUGCUUUCUUCGCAGGCAGAACUAUUUCCGACGAGUUAAAGUUACUAAAACGGAAACAUGUUCUCAGCAACGAACAGUAUCAAAGAGUAAUUGCAAGUUCAGAUGCAGAUGAUUUUGACUUGUCACUACUCCUAACCCUCUUAACAAACAUUUUUGCUUGUAUGAUAGAAACUCCCGUGAAUGGCUGGAGUAAACCUGUAGACGAGCAUGAUACAUCCACAGGAGCUGAUCUGUUGCGUCUAAAAGACUUGCGGAAUUUGAUUAUUGGUCACAAAACAAAUGCUCGUCUUAGCUCAGAAGAAUUCGAAAAACUUUGGGGGCAGCUUGAGAACAUUUUGACACGAAUUUUAAAGUUGGUUGAUGGUGGGAGUGAAGACAAAAUCAGAGAAAGACUGGGUGAAUAUAAAACUAAGGCGCUGGAGCCGAGCGGAGAAACUGAGCAAAAAUACCUUGAUUUGAUACAGCACUGGUAUGACGAAUUCACUACACAGCAAAAUGAGGUUGAAAAGCUAUGUGACAGAACAGAAGAAUUUUGUCUUUUGUUCAAGAACAAAAUCCCGGAGCGAUACUCGCGCUAUGUUCUACUUCUUUGUGAGGGUGGACUGCUAGUUUUGACCAGUACACUGCAUAGAAAAUUGCAAGAACAGAAGACAGACCUCAAGACUCUUCUGAAGAAAAAUCGUGCCGUGCUCAGACGUACUGGGAAAAAUGUUCAACCACUGAUAUUUAGAAAGACUGGUGAGAUCAACACUGAUGUAUCAUCCUGGGGAUUAUCACUUUUUGCAGAAAUAUUAUUAUCCAUAUUUCACUCUGACCUCACUUUGCUUGAAAGUAGGGCAAUACAUGCCAUUAAAGAAGCGAGCGAAAACUAUGCAAGAAGUGCUUUGGCAUCGCUUGAUAGUGACAAAUUUAGAACAUACUGGACAGACAUCAUAUCAAACAUCACUAUUCUAAGCGCUCAGCAGGAUGAAAGAACACAGAUGGAAUGUCAGAAACUAAUAAAGAAACAUGACAAGGAGCCUAUCAAUGAAGAUGCGGUGAAACUAUAUUUAUCGCAACUUCUUCAAGAUUGCCGACCUCUGAACAGUCUCAUCGCACUUUACAAAGAAACCAGAAACAAACUGAAAAUAGCGGUAGAAACAUUGCAAAAGGAAGGCGUUGACUUUGGAAAAGAGAAAGCACUAGAUCUUAAAAUGAUGACUGUUGGAAAGGCGGAGGAAAAGAAAGAACUUGCAGAAGAUAUAUUAUACACAGUCUGGCAGAAGGCCGUCAAUAUGAGUGACGGGUCUGAUGAUUUUCCAACGAUAAAAGAAGCAGUGAACAAGAUAUUAGAGAGAAUAAAAACAAUACCUGAUGUCACAAUAGCAAAUGUUGAAAAGCACUGCAUAAUUCUGACUCUUCACUGUGCAACAACUACCGGGUUCCUAAGUCUCCAUGAUUAUUUGAAAUGCGAAUCGUUUUUUGAAACGUUUGAAUGCAUCAGUGCAUAUUUUAGCGACUUAUAUGGCGAAAAUAUCACCGUAACAGCGUUUGUUACAUUAGAAAGCAUGCAAAAUGCACUAGAUACACUGUACGAGGAAGACACAGGGGACGAUGACCUAUGCACACGGCUUCAGCUCAGAUGCACUUCUGUGAAUGCAAUGAAAAAUGUACAAAGAAUGCUUGAAGACGAUGAAACUGCAAAUGCCGUAAAUCAGCUUGCACAAGCCAUUUCUGAGCACGUUGACGAAAAUAUUUCAGUUGAAAGUUCACUUGAAAUGGGUGGUUUAGGUGAGGUUUUUGCAAACCCAUUGCAAUGUUUAUCUCGUUCUCAAUGGCAACCAUACCUCCUACCUCGUAUCGGUACAUCAUUGAGAACACUAAUCGCUUCUCCGCAUCUAGCUUACUUGCAACGACUUGUUGAUGAUAUCCAACAUCCCGAUCUAAAAACGUAUUCAAGAUAUCGGGAACCAAUAAUUAUGGCCUCCUCUUCGUCGGAAGAUGAAGAUGAAAGUGUUCAUCCCCAUGUCUCUGUCCACCGUUCUCGUUCCCUGGACACAGAACGCUUUUUAUCAGAGUUACAUCCACUUGAAAUAAGCGAUGAUGCACGCGAUAACAUCCGUUUAAUUCAAAAUCAGCGUACUAGCUUUGAAAAUUCGCCCUCAGAGUCAAGAAUGGACUCACCAAACUAUAUACAGGAAACACAGGGCGAUUCAUUUAGUGUAUUCAACUGGGAUGAUCUCAACAUCCGCAGAAAUCCGAACAAAGACUCAAGCCGCUCCAGUUCAGUUUGUUCAUUUGCAUAAGGAUUGUUUUUCGUGAUAUGAUAAGUGAAUUGUUGCAAGUUUGAAACAGAAUCGGAAACAUAUCGCGGUUUUGUAGUUUACAUUUGGGUAUGGAAAACAUGGACAUGUUUAAAAUGUGUUUAAGCAGAAUGCAUCCGUAUGUAUAAUAAACACAACGAUGUAUAGGUAUCAAGUCAACUCUAUCCCAGUUAACUCGUCCACGAUUUGGUCAUUGUGUCCCCCAAAAUUGGUUAUUUCGUCCCCCUCCUGAUAAAAUUUUGUCAUCUUGUCCCCCUUUUGUUCAACUCGUCCCCCUUUUGGUCAAUUCGCCCCCCUUUAAUAAUUUUGUCCCUCUAAAAUUAUGAGACAUUUUUACUUUUUUAUGAUAUCUUUGACUUUGAAAAUUGGUAUUUAAAAUCGUGAGUUUUGACGGAGUUAUAUUGGAAAUGGUUAACUUUAAAUAAUUAGGUUGGUUAAAAUAAUAAAAGAAAUAUACUGAAAAUAUAAAACAAUUAACUGUAAUAAAAUAAACAAGAGUGCCAGAAUGUCAAUAUACGCCCGUCACAACAAAUUUCUUUACAUUAGCACCUGUAUUUGCAAAUGGAAUUUUAAUUUUAUGGUUGUUUACAAUGAUUUUGUUUAGUAAUUAUUGUAAUUUUUCUUUUUUUUUCUAAGUCCACAAAAGAUCUCCUUACCAGGUAGAGAUACCUUAAAAUACAUCUACAAUUUGAAAGUAACAUCUAUGUUGUACCACAGAAAAGUGGCAUUGGUUUUACCUACGGGUCAAUUAUAAAAAAAAGUUACAAUGUAAGUUAUUUUAUUUAUAGUAACAACUAAGGGAAGUUAAUCUUUAAAAAAAAAUCCCCCUUAAAAAUUGUAAGUCCACACAAAAAUCCUUACCAGGUAGAGAUAUGUCAAAAUACACAUCAAAAUUGGAUGUAACAUGCAUGUUGUACUAUAGAAAAGUGUCGAUUUUUCCUUAUGACUAGUAACGAAAAAGUUACAAUAUAACCUAUUUAAAGAAACAACAAAGGGAAGUAAUUCUAAAGGGGCUUGUGCAUGACACUCCGUUUCAUGAUGGUGUACAAUUGUGCCAAGUUACAUCAAAAUCCCUCCAUGCAUGAAGAAGAAAUGCUCUGGACAAAGUCAUUCUUGUAUCUGAUUUUUGGCCUCUAAGUGUGACCUUGACCUUAGACCUAGACCUAGUUCUUGCGCAUGACACUCCGUCUCGUGGUGUUGAACAUUUAUGCCAAGUUAUAUCAAAAUCCCUCCAUGCAUGAAGAAGAAAUGCUCCGGACAAAGUUUUCAUUCUCGUAUCCUUUCACCUCUAAAUGUGACCUUGACCUUAGACCUAGGGACCUGGUUCUUGCGCAUGACACUCCGUCUUAUCAUGGUGAACAAUUAUGCCCAUAUGCAUCAAAAAUCCUCCAUGCAUGAAGAAGAUAUGCUCCGGACAAUGUCAUUCUUGAAUUUGACCUCUGACCUCCAAGUGUGACCUUGACCUUAGACGAAGGGAUCUGGUUCUUGCGCAUGACACUCCGUCUCAUGAUGGUGAACAAUUGUGCCAAGAUUCAUCAAAAACCCUCCAUGCAUGAAGAAGAUAUGCUCCGGACAAAGUCUGUGCCCUUCCCGCCCAUCCGCCCGCCAGGGGCGUUCCCAUAAUACGUCCCGUUUUUCAAACGGGCUUAUAAAAAUAAAUACAAUGUCUUUAGUACUACAAAUAUAAAAUAAUAAUUUAAUUUUUUAAGAAUCAUAGUAAGAAAAGAGAGAGGGCAAUAAAUCUUUAUCCCUGGUCAUAAUAAAAGAAAGUCUUAAUUAGAAAUACAAUAAAAAUAAAUAAACAACUGAUAUCUGUCACAUUAUGUAUUACUAAAGGUAAACAACAUGCUUUUUAUCCAUUUUUGACAUUAAGAUAAAAAACAAAAACUUCGAAAGUCGGGGGACAGGGGUUUCUAAAAAAGUAGAAUGAGCCUAUAACUAUAUAAAAGGUGUUAAAGGUUAUUAAUCACGUUAAAAGUCGUUGACUGGGCUGAUUGGAAGGUGUUAAUUGUAUUUAACUGCAUGAGAAGCUGUUGAUUGAAUGAACUUUGUUAAUAGUUGAUUAUUUGUUAUAAAGUUAUAAAAAAAUCUUAUUCAAGAGUUUGAAAAUAAGCAGCAUCAAAUACGAACAUUAAAAAGCAAUCAUGUUGUAGCAGGCUAACAAAAAACA